Suricata suricatta (meerkat) is the source of this 1916-nucleotide messenger RNA. RefSeq names its product ankyrin repeat and BTB domain containing 1 (gene ABTB1). The coding region runs from base 74 to 1510 and encodes 478 amino acids. Gene Ontology annotation, molecular function: protein binding. Lineage: Eukaryota; Metazoa; Chordata; Mammalia; Carnivora; Herpestidae. The record is from RefSeq and is a predicted model, not a curated record. Gene Ontology annotation, cellular component: ubiquitin ligase complex; cytoplasm. The transcript is spliced from 12 exons.
UGUUUACAUCCGGCCGGGGCGCGCCGCCGCCGCCGCCUGAGGUAGUUCGGCAGGGGUCCGAACCGCCCGCACCAUGGACACCAGCGAUCUCUUCGCCAGCUGCAGGAAGGGGGAUGUGGGCCGAGUGCGGUAUCUGCUGGAGCAACGGGACGUGGAAGUGAAUGUGCGGGACAAGUGGGACAGCACCCCCUUGUACUAUGCCUGCCUGUGCGGGCACGAGGAGCUGGUACGCUAUCUUCUGGCCAAUGGAGCCCGCUGUGAAGCCAACACCUUUGAUGGGGAGCGCUGCCUCUAUGGGGCACUGAGUGAUGCCAUCCGCCGAGCCCUGCAUGAGUACAAGCAGGUGACGGCCUCCUGUAGGAGGCGGGACUACUAUGACGACUUCCUGCAGCGGCUUCUGGAACAGGGCCUCCACAGUGACGUGGUGUUUGUGGUGCAUGGGAAGCCCUUCCGGGCACAUCGCUGUGUCCUGGGUGCACGCAGCACCUACUUUGCCAACAUGCUCGACACCAAAUGGAAGGGCAAGAACAUCGUGGUCCUCAGACACCCGCUGAUCAACCCUGUGGCCUUCGGGGCCCUGCUGCAGUACCUGUACACAGGUCGCCUGGACGUUGGCGUGGAACACGUGAGUGACUGUGAGCGCCUGGCCAAGCAGUGCCAGCUGUGGGAUCUGCUCCGAGACCUGGAGGCCAAGUGCGAGAAGGUGUCCGAGUUUGUGGCGUCCAAGCCAGGCACGUGCGUGAAGGUGCUGACCAUCGAGCCCCCACCGGCCACGCCCCGACUGCGGGAGGACAUGGCCCAGCUGGCCCACUGUGCCCUGCCUCCUGAGCUCCGCGGGGACCUUGGGGAGCUACCCUUCCCUUUCCCUGACGGCGUCAACAGCUGCCCUGAUCUCUGCUUCCGGGUGGAAGGUUGCAGCUUUCUCUGCCACAAGGCCUUCUUCUGCGGCCGAAGCGACUAUUUCCAGGCCCUGCUCGAUGACCACUUCCGAGAGAACGAGGAGUUGGAGGCAUCAGGCGGCCUCCCAGCCAUCACCCUCCACGGCAUCUCGCCUGACAUCUUCACCCACGUCCUCUACUACAUCUACAGCGACCACACGGAGCUGCCCCCAGAGGUGGCCUAUGAUGUGCUGAGUGUGGCCGACAUGUACCUACUGCCUGGCCUGAAGCGGCUGUGUGGCCGCAGCCUGGCCCAGCUGCUGGACGAGGACAGUGUGGUGGGCGUGUGGCGUGUAGCCAAGCUCUUCCGCUUGGCGCGCCUGGAGGACCAGUGCACUGAGUAUAUGGCCAAGAUCAUUGAGAAGCUGGUAGAGCGGGAGGACUUCGUGGAGGCGGUGAGGGAGGAGGCGGCGGCCGUGGCCGCGCGGCAGGAGACGGACUCCAUCCCACUGGUGGACGACAUCCGGUUCCACGUGGCCAGCACGGUGCAGACCUACAGCGCCAUCGAGGAGGCACAGCAACGGCUGCGGGCACUCGAGGACCUGCUGGUGUCCAUCGGCCUGGACUGCUGACCGCCGGCUGGUGGGGAGGCCCCGUGGUCGCCUGCGUGGGCAAGUGUGUGCACACAUAACGCACGUGCACCCUGUCUUUCUGUUCCUUGUUCCCCCCAAGGCACCGUGGUGGCAGAGGGGGCUCGGUGGGGUGCCCCUCCCUUCCACAUUGGUGGCGGGGGCUGAGCCCCUUCUCCCAACUCAAGCCAGCCCCCAAGGCCCUGGGGCUGGGCACCACUCAGGGAAACCUGGGGUCGGGGUCUCUUAGGGCCUCCCCUCUCCCUGACCCCCUCCCUGCCCUGCUCUCCUGGCCCUGGUUUCCAGGCCAAGCCCGGUGAGCAGGCUUCCCCCCGCAUGGGGUUGGCCCAGAGGAGGCAGGAGAGGGAACAGUGUGUGUGUGUGGUAAUAAAGCUUGAAUUCACUGUGG